AUGCUCGUUGGCCGAUUAGUAGCUCGCCGAAUACGCAAUUCUGCUAAACAAUUCGCACGUUCGCACUUCACGCCUGCUGCCUCGGCCUCACUCUCUGCGUCUUGGGAUCGCCCAUUUCCUUCUAUUUUGGUGUCAAAUAAUGGUGUCUCGGCCCAAGGAUCAUUUGCAGAAGCACAGGCUAAUUAUCUUCAGCCUGACAUGGAGGUGGUCAAUAAACUUGAUGCUUUGUUACACGACAAAAAGAUGGGCAUCGUUGCUCAUUUUUAUAUGGACCCAGAACUACAAGGUGUUUUAUCAUCACUUUCUUGGCCCCACACGUUCAUCGCUGAUUCAUUAGCUAUGGGUGAAGCGGCAGCCAAAAUGGCAAAGAAUGGUAUUCAGUCUGUGGCUGUACUCGGAGUUGAUUUUAUGUCGGAGAGUGUUCGUGCCAACUUGGACUCAAAUGGUUUUGAGCACAUUCCUGUAUACCGGCUUGCCGAGCAAAAAAUUGGCUGUAGUCUGGCCGAGUCGGCAGAAAAGAAGGCAUAUCUUGCCUACCUGCAGAAGGCCGCUAAGACGCCGAAUAGUCUACACAUUGUCUACAUUAAUACAUCGCUUCGCAGUAAAGCUUUUGCGCAUGAUUUGGUGCCUACGAUCACUUGCACAUCCUCAAAUGUAGUGCAAACUGUGCUUCAGGCGUUUGCCCAAGUACCAGAUAUCAACGUUUGGUACGGGCCUGACACGUAUAUGGGUGAAAACUUGCAGCUGAUGUUUGAACACAUUGCGCAACUUCCAGAUGAAAAGAUUCGUCAGAUUCAUUCUCAGCAUAAUCAAAAAUCUGUGAAUAAUUUGCUCAAGCGCUUUGACUAUUUCAAGGAAGGAAAUUGCGUUGUGCACCAUAUGUUUGGUGAUAAGGUGACUCAACGUGUUCGAGACGAGUAUGGUCACGCUUACCAGACAGCGCAUUUUGAAGUGCCUGGCGAAAUGUUUGCGCUUGCGAUGGAGGCACAGAACGCAGGUCGUGGUGUUGUUGGUUCGACAUCUAACAUCUUGAACUUUAUCAAGGCUAAGACAGCUGAAGCCGUAAGGAAUCAAACGGGAGAAAAAUUAAGUUUUGUGCUAGGUACAGAGGCGGGAAUGAUCACUGCUAUUGUACGCGGAGUGCAAGAAACACUCAGUUCAAAGCAGGGAGGUGUGAAGCCGGUGGUGGAAAUCAUUUUUCCUGUUUCGGCGGAUGCGAUUACGACCGAAGGAGAGGAGUUGGUUCCUGGCGUUGCUGGUGGCGAAGGAUGCUCGACUGCUGGUGGCUGCGCUACAUGCCCAUUUAUGAAGAUGAAUGACAUUGACGCCUUGUUUCGUGUGGUUGAAGGCGUUUCUGAUGAGGCUUGUAAUUUGGAUCCGAUGGCGAACUUCUACCCUCAAAAGUACAGCGAGCUCAUUCGCGGCAAGACUGUCACGAAAGUUGGUGUUCAGCCUAUACUUCACAUGAAAGCAUUUAUGGAGAGCCAGAGACUUUCUGAUAUGUUGGUACAAGACAUUCAGACACGGACACCGGGCUCAGGCUGCCAAAUUCCAUAG
This is a messenger RNA of Plasmopara halstedii, 1557 nucleotides long. Its product is annotated as quinolinate synthetase a. The record is from RefSeq and is a predicted model, not a curated record. Gene Ontology annotation, molecular function: quinolinate synthetase A activity; 4 iron, 4 sulfur cluster binding. Bases 1 to 1557 code for a protein of 518 amino acids. Gene Ontology annotation, biological process: 'de novo' NAD+ biosynthetic process from L-aspartate. The transcript is spliced from 2 exons. NCBI's taxonomy places the organism in Eukaryota, Oomycota, Peronosporomycetes, Peronosporales, Peronosporaceae.